This is a messenger RNA of Leptopilina heterotoma, 897 nucleotides long. RefSeq lists its product as uncharacterized. The record is from RefSeq and is a predicted model, not a curated record. The transcript has a single exon. The coding region runs from base 1 to 897 and encodes 298 amino acids. Lineage: Eukaryota; Metazoa; Arthropoda; Insecta; Hymenoptera; Figitidae.
AUGUGGCUCAAAAGUUAUAUCGAUUUUAACACUACAAAAAGAACUAAUGCCAAUAAUGAGUUUGAGACAAAUUUAUUCAAACUAAUGAACAACGCGGUAUACGGAAAAACAAUGGAGAACGUUCGAAAACACGUUGAUGUUAAACUCGUGACAAAGUGGGAGGGUAGGUAUGGAGCUGAAGCUUUAAUCGCAAAACCUAAUUUCCACAGCAGGGCUAUCUUUAACGAAAACUUGGUUGCCGUAGAACUGAAAAAAGUAGAGGUUUUGAUAAACAAACCACUCUAUGUUGGUAAGACAGUAUUGGAUGUAUCAAAAACUUUAAUCUAUGACUUUCACUUCGAUUAUAUGUUGCAAAAGUAUGAUUUUGAGAAAUGUAAGCUUCUGUACACCGACACCGAUAGCCUUGUUUAUGAAAUUAAAUGUUCAAACACUUAUGCCGACAUGAAAGAAGAUAUUCACAAAUUUGAUACUUCAGAUUAUCCUCUAAACAACGUGUACAAUAUUCCGCAAGCCAACAAGAAAAUUUUAGGUUUGAUGAAAGAUGAGUGCAGUGGUAAAAUUGUAACAGAAUUUGUUGGCUUGCGGAGCAAAAUGUACAGCAUCCGCGUUGAGAAUCAAGAUUUCAUAAAAAAGGCGAAAGGUGUAAAAGCUGGAGUUGUUAAAAAAGACAUUAAUUUUGAUGAUUAUGUGUAUUGCCUUCAAAAUGUAAAAAUUCAAUCUAGAACGCAGUACUCAAUCAGGUCCAAUCUGCACAAAGUGCAAACUUUAAAACAAACAAAAGUUGCACUCAGUCCGUAUGAUGACAAAAGGUUAUUGUUAAAAAAUAAUACUGACACCCUUGCAUGGGGACAUUGUAAAAUUGCCGAAAUUAUGGAAGAUGAUGAUGAGGUAUUGUAA